Messenger RNA from Populus trichocarpa (black cottonwood), 624 nucleotides. Its product is annotated as palmitoyl-acyl carrier protein thioesterase, chloroplastic-like. Gene Ontology annotation, biological process: fatty acid biosynthetic process. The coding region runs from base 1 to 624 and encodes 207 amino acids. The transcript has 3 exons. NCBI's taxonomy places the organism in Eukaryota, Viridiplantae, Streptophyta, Magnoliopsida, Malpighiales, Salicaceae. Gene Ontology annotation, molecular function: fatty acyl-[ACP] hydrolase activity; acyl carrier activity. The record is from RefSeq and is a predicted model, not a curated record.
AUGAACAAGUCUUUCAGGGGAGAGAUUAUGGAAAUCGGCACAUGGGUAGGAGCGCCAGGGAAGAAUGGAAUGCGGCGAGACUGGCUCAUUCGAAGCCAAGCAAAAGGUCACGUCUUUGCACGUGCAACAAGCACUUGGGUGAUGAUGAACCAAAAGACAAGGCGCCUCUCAAAGAUGCCAGAGGAGGUCAUGGCUGAGAUUUCACCUUGGUUUAUAGAGAAACAAGCUAUCCAAGAAGAUGUCCCAGAGAAAAUCUCUAAGUUGGACAGCAAAGCAAAAUAUGUGAACUCAAACUUGAAGACUAUCCCUGACCAGUUUUUGGUGUCUCAUCAACUUUCCAGUAUCAUCUUAGAGUACAGAAAGGAAUGUGGGGGUUCAAAUAUAGUUCAAUCACUCUGCAAACCUGACGAGGACGGCAUCCUUAAUAGUGGUUUGAAACAAAAUAAUGACAUGAGUCCUCUCAAUAGGUUCUCUUUGGCCUCAGAAAUCAUGGAAGGCAAUGGACUACUAGGAUCAUUGGAUAAUGUCCCUCUAAGAUAUACACAUCUCCUUCAAACCCAAGGAGAGACUAAAAAUGAAGAGAUUGUUAGAGGAAAAGACCAUAUGGAAGAAAAAGCAAUCUAA